Striga asiatica is the source of this 426-nucleotide messenger RNA. The record is from the annotation of a GenBank genome assembly. Lineage: Eukaryota; Viridiplantae; Streptophyta; Magnoliopsida; Lamiales; Orobanchaceae.
AUGUACAAUGCAUCCAUAGCAAGACUCUAUCUAUUACCUGAACAGCAUCAAGUUCGAGGGCCAAAUCCAUGGCCUGUUGAUAGAUUAAGUCCUGCCGGAGAGUCCUCGAUCUGCGCAACAGGAAGGCUCGGAAGUGAGACUGGAUGGUGCGGGCGGCGGCGUCGCGGAGGGAGUGUGAGGUGGAAGCGGAGGAGCGGCCGCGGAGGGCGGAUUCGAGGGCGGCGAUGCGGCGGAGGAGGGAGGCGAUUGUGGCUCGAGCAUCUCUCUCCUCCACGAGAUAACGCCCUCGAAAGCGGGUGUGGUAUUGAUGCGAAUCUGGGAGGUGGAUUUGGGAUGAGGGUUGGGGCGGCUGGUGGUAAAAUCGGUGAUAAUCUGGCGGCGGCGGGGGAUGGUGUUACAUUUCUCCCUACACCAAAUCCUUCGUAA